Molecule: messenger RNA, 6107 nt
Organism: Eptesicus fuscus (big brown bat)
Lineage: Eukaryota; Metazoa; Chordata; Mammalia; Chiroptera; Vespertilionidae
Gene: ASAP1
Product: ArfGAP with SH3 domain, ankyrin repeat and PH domain 1
Exons: 31
Coding region: 209-3655 (1148 amino acids)
Biological process (GO): positive regulation of GTPase activity
Cellular component (GO): cytoplasm
Molecular function (GO): GTPase activator activity; protein binding
Source: RefSeq, a predicted model, not a curated record
GGCCCGCGCCCCCGCCCCGCCCCGCCCCGCCCUCCGCGCCCGGCGGCGCCCCUGCGUUCCGCUCCGAGAGCCGCGAUCGCUCGGCCGAGGGGGCCGGGGCGCGGGCGUGUGCGCCGCUGCCGGGGAGCCAGCGCGGAGCCCGCGAUGGAAUAAUGCCCAGCGGCCCGCCAGGUCCCGGUCGUCUUCUGGUGCGUGUGACACCUGAGACAUGAGAUCGUCCGCCUGCAGGCUCUCCAGUUUUUCGAGAGACACACUAUGGAAUCGGAUGCCGGACCAGAUCUCCGUGUCCGAGUUCAUCGCCGAGACCACCGAGGACUACAACUCGCCCACCACGUCCAGCUUCACCACGCGGCUGCACAACUGCAGGAACACCGUGACGCUGCUGGAGGAGGCGCUAGACCAAGAUAGAACAGCUUUACAGAAGGUGAAGAAGUCUGUGAAAGCCAUCUAUAACUCUGGUCAAGACCAUGUACAAAAUGAAGAAAACUAUGCCCAAGUUCUGGAUAAGUUCGGGAGUAAUUUUUUAAGUCGAGACAACCCGGAUCUUGGCACCGCUUUCGUCAAAUUUUCUACUCUCACCAAGGAACUGUCCACGCUGCUGAAAAAUCUGCUCCAGGGGCUGAGCCACAACGUGAUCUUCACCUUGGACUCCCUGCUGAAAGGAGACCUCAAGGGAGUCAAAGGAGAUCUCAAGAAGCCAUUCGACAAAGCUUGGAAAGAUUAUGAGACAAAGUUCACAAAAAUUGAGAAGGAGAAGAGAGAGCAUGCGAAGCAGCACGGGAUGAUCCGCACGGAGAUCACGGGGGCCGAGAUCGCGGAGGAGAUGGAGAAGGAGCGGCGCCUCUUCCAGCUGCAGAUGUGCGAGUAUCUCAUCAAAGUCAACGAGAUCAAGACCAAAAAGGGCGUGGACCUGCUGCAGAACCUCAUCAAGUACUACCACGCUCAGUGCAAUUUCUUUCAAGAUGGCUUGAAAACCGCUGACAAAUUGAAACAGUACAUUGAAAAACUGGCUGCUGACUUAUAUAACAUAAAACAGACCCAGGAUGAAGAAAAGAAACAGCUGACUGCCCUCCGGGACUUAAUAAAAUCCUCUCUCCAGCUCGAUCAGAAAGAAGAUUCCCAGAGCCGCCAGGGCGGGUACAGCAUGCACCAGCUCCAGGGCAACAAGGAAUACGGCAGCGAGAAGAAGGGCUACCUGCUGAAGAAGAGUGACGGGAUCCGCAAAGUGUGGCAGAGGAGGAAGUGCGCGGUCAAGAACGGGAUGCUGACCAUCUCCCACGCCACAGCUAACAGGCAACCAGCCAAGUUGAACCUCCUCACCUGCCAGGUGAAGCCGAAUGCCGAGGACAAGAAGUCUUUUGACCUGAUCUCACAUAAUAGGACGUAUCACUUUCAGGCAGAAGACGAGCAGGAUUACGUAGCAUGGAUAUCAGUGCUGACCAACAGCAAAGAGGAGGCCCUGACCAUGGCCUUCCGCGGAGAGCAGAGCACGGGCGAGAACAGCCUGGAAGACCUGACCAAAGCCAUCAUCGAGGACGUCCAGCGGCUGCCUGGCAACGACGUCUGCUGCGACUGCGGCUCCUCAGAACCCACCUGGCUUUCAACCAACCUGGGUAUUUUGACCUGCAUAGAAUGUUCUGGAAUCCACAGGGAAAUGGGGGUCCAUAUUUCCCGCAUUCAGUCUUUGGAACUAGACAAGCUGGGAACUUCUGAACUCUUGCUGGCCAAGACCAUUGGGAACAAUAGUUUCAAUGAUAUUAUGGAAGCAAAUUUACCCAGCCCCUCACCGAAACCUACCCCAAUGAGUGACAUGACUGCGCGGAAGGAGUACAUCACGGCCAAGUAUGUGGAUCAUCGGUUUUCGAGGAAGACCUGUUCCUCUCCGUCAGCUAAACUGAACGAACUGAUGGAGGCCGUGAGGUCCCGGGACCUACUUGCACUCGUCCAGGUCUACGCGGAAGGCGUGGAGCUCAUGGAGCCGCUGCUGGAGCCCGGGCAGGAGCUCGGGGAGACCGCCCUUCAUCUUGCAGUCCGAACUGCAGACCAGACAUCUCUCCAUUUGGUUGACUUCCUUGUCCAAAACUGCGGGAACCUGGACAAGCAGACGGCCCUGGGGAACACGGCCCUGCACUACUGCAGCAUGUUCGAGAAGCCCGAGUGCCUGAAGCUGCUGCUCCGGAGCAAGCCCACCGUGGACGUGGUGAACCAGGCUGGAGAGACUGCCCUCGACAUAGCAAAGAGACUGAAAGCCACCCAGUGUGAAGAUCUGCUCCAGGCCGCAGCGGAACACGAUGCUCAUAACUUGGGGAAGGUUGAGAUAGGAAAGCUUUCCCAGGCCAAGUCCGGAAAGUUCAACCCACACGUCCACGUGGAAUACGAAUGGAACCUGCGACAGGAGGAGAUGGAUGAGAGCGACGACGACCUGGACGACAAGCCGAGCCCCAUCAAGAAGGAGCGCUCGCCGCGCCCGCAGAGCUUCUGCCACUCCUCCAGCAUCUCCCCCCAGGACAAGCUGGCGCAGCCGGGGUUCGGCACCCCGCGGGACAAGCAGCGGCUCUCCUACAGCGCCUUCACCAACCAGAUCUUCACCUCCACGAGCACAGACUCGCCCACGUCACCCACCUCGGAGGCCCCUCCAUUGCCGCCUCGAAACGCCGGCAAAGGUCCCACCGGCCCACCGUCAACGCUCCCUCUCGGCAUGCAGUCCUCCGGCGGCACGUCCACCCUGUCCAAGAAGCGGCCCCCUCCGCCGCCGCCCGGACACAAGAGGACCCUGUCGGACCCUCCCAGCCCACUACCUCACGGGCCCUCCAGCAAAGGCGCAGUUACCUGGGGCAACGACAUGGGUCCAUCCUCCUCAAGCAAGACCACAAACAAGUUUGAGGGGCUGUCUCAGCAGGCGAGCACCGGUUCCGCGAAGUCUGCCCUUGGCCCGCGAGUUCUGCCUAAACUACCUCAGAAAGUGGCACUCCGGAAGACCGAGACCAGCCACCAUCUCUCCCUGGACAAGGCCAGCAUCCCGCCCGAAGGCGUCCAGAAACCGGCGCCGCUGGCAGACUUCCCCCAGAAGCCCCCUGGAGACCUGCCCCCGAAGCCCACCGAACUGGCGCCCAAGCCCCAAAUCGGAGAUCUGCCACCUAAGCCGGGAGAACUGCCCCCCAAGCCUCAGCUGGGCGACCUGCCCCCCAAGCCCCACCUCGCAGACCUGCCCCCCAAACCACAGAUGAAGGACCUGCCUCCCAAGCCGCAGCUGGCGGACCUGCUGGCCAAGGCCCAGCCGGGGGAGGCCUCGCCCAAGGCCCCGCCCGCCGACGUCGCCCCGAAGUCGCACUCGUUGGAUCUCUCCCCGAACGUGCCGGCCCGAGACGCCAUCCAGAAGCAGGCCUCCGAGGACUCCAGUGACCUGACGCCCACUCUGCCCGAGAUGCCCGUGCCGCUGCCCAGGAAGAUCAACACGGGGAAAAACAAGGUGAGGCGCGUGAAGACCAUCUACGACUGCCAGGCGGACAACGACGACGAGCUGACCUUCAUCGAGGGCGAGGUGAUCGUCGUCACGGGGGAGGAGGACCAGGAGUGGUGGAUCGGCCACAUCGAGGGAGAGCCCGAAAGGAAAGGGGUCUUUCCUGUGUCCUUUGUUCACAUCCUGUCCGACUAGCGAGAAGGAGAGCCUGAGACGGUCCACACCCUUCACGGCUGACGCCGCCCCGCGGCGCCCUGUGCCCACGUGUACAUAGCUGCUGUUACAGCGCGGGACCCGCCGGGCCGCGCAGGAGGGCGCGUGGUGUGUGUUGUAAAUAAACGCCCUGUUAUCUUCCGCCUUCGCCAGUAUUAAUGGGAGCCGGGGACCGGCGUCUUCCUGGUUUGCCAAAGCCGUCCUGGCGUCUAGCACUUACAUCUCUCUCUGUGCCGUUUUCCACGCGAGCAGGAACCUGGGAACCGCCGGCUCUGCCGACAGCAGUGGUCUCGGCUGCGCCAAGGCGCGGCGCGGACCGUUCCCAGCGGCCGUGCUCUCGCCUGUUCCUGAGCGAGCACGGUCGCUGGCGGAAGGCACGGUCCGGGGAGACUCUGAGCUCCGACAGGCCACCCGCAGCCUGUGUUCAGUUUACAGCUCCACCGCCCACGGGCAUUCAUGACAGCAAGCGCCCGGUUAAACGUGAGUGUGACCCCUUCGGCAGGACAGGCACACCCCGGCCUCGGGGCACGCACGGCACCCACCCCUCGCGCAGGUCGGCCAGUGGAUGCAGACGUCCCGGGAGCAGCGCCCGCCCCUGAGACGUUACCUCAUUAUGCAAAGAUGCCGUAGCCUUCGUGACGAUUCGGACAGAAGCUAACGCCCUCGGUGACGUUCCUCUUCCAGGCCCGGGGGCGGCCGGGAACGGCAGCCUCCUCGCCGCGCACGCGUUAGACGCCUCCGGAGCCUGCCUUCCGUAACGGAGCGUGCGGAGCGGGGGGCCUGCACGCUCUAACCUGAUUGCCAUUAAAAGCAGAGAUGAUAAGGUUGCGACGAUGUUUGUGUUCUGGUCAGCCCUGUGGCUUUCCCUCACGCGUGUGGCUCUCCACGUCAUGUUGUGAAUUGGCAUCCUUCCCGUGUGUGAAAGCAUCUCGUGCGUCAGUUCACAUUCUGUUCGGAGCUCUGUCCCUGACACGUGUAAGCCCUUCAGAGAUUAGUCAAGAGGAGGACGGGUUAGAAGUCCCCCUGCCCUCGGUCUCCCCGCCGUAGAACCAGGUGCUGCAACCGACCCUUUCUUCCUCCCGGCUCUUGGUUAAACCCCGAUUGUAGGACGUCCCCAGCCCCACGCCCUGUUCCGCCGACACGUCACCUUCAGGUCAGCCCAUCACCGAGGCCCUGGCGCUGCUGUGACCCCACGUGGGAAGCCUGUCCCCCGUGAGGCCCCUCUCGGUUUCCUUCUCACCCACGUGCGGGUCAGACAGCAGGAACGCCGCGCCUGCGCCGGCCGUUCGCGUGCGUCGGGAAUUUGAAAAGAAUACAGUGGGUUCGCUCCCCGACCGGCGGGGCUGAGCCCUGACCAGGGCCUGUGUGUCCUCCUGCCAUUGCAUUUGCUUAAACUGCUCUGUUGGCAAACCGCGCAGGAAACAGCAUUCUUACGCAGAUAAUCUUGGCAAUGAGUGAGGCGUGUCCAUUUCACAGAAGCACAAUCCCUCCCGGACCCUUCGGGAAAGCCGUCAUUGACCGUCACCGCCCCGCGCCGGUGAAUUCGGUUCCGUGCGCACGGUCGCUCAGAGAGCUUUGGGCAGCCCCUGGCUUAGGAAACCCCGUGGCAGGCCUGCCGCCCCCCUCAGCUGUGACUCCCGCAGCCAGAGGGCAGGCGCGGCCAGUGACCUGGGGUGCGGCCGGCAGCGUCUGCACCCUCGGGACGUAGGCCACACUCGUGUCAGGGCAGGAGGUCACCCUCCCACGUCCCUAGUGUCCCGGUUCGGUUCCACGUUUUCAGUUGCAUUAAAAAACUCAUCUUUGCAGCCUACAGUGUUUUAACUGAUCUCAGAAUAACUGGUUUCUUAAAAACACACACACACACUAGAUGUCUGAGACGACGCGGAAUCGAUGUCGGCUCUUCCCCUUCCCAGCAACGUGAACGCGUUUUCACGCCGUUUCUUCUUUCGGGUUUGUCUCUGUUCUCCACCGGGAAUCGGAGCUCUCUCCAGCUCGCUGACCCUGGGGCACCUGUGCUGGUCUUAGUUGAGUUGAAAUCUGAUCAUUGUUCUGAAUCUCAGUGAGCCACUAUCUGCAAUUUUGUACAUGAGAUAGUAUUUUGAAGGUAUGGAAACUUAUGGGGAAAAAAUAGCUAAUGAGUUCUCUCUCCCCCGGAGGGGAACGGUAUGUUCUGCAAAUAGCGUGUCUUAUUUUCCUGUUGAACAGCGAUGCUAUUUAUUUUUUUAUUGCCUAGGACUCCAGCCUGUUGUAUAGCCUCCAUGGACCACUCGGUAAAUCCCGACUCUCAUCCGACAUUUCCCUCGGACACCAGUACUCGCGUCCGUUCACGUGUAUUUAAUGUGACAGUGUUUUUUCAGUACUGUAUGUGUUCAUUUCUACUUUUUUUAAUAUUUAAAAUUGCUUUUAAAUAAACAUAUUCUCAGUUGAUCCCAAA